Molecule: messenger RNA, 961 nt
Organism: Cucumis sativus (cucumber)
Lineage: Eukaryota; Viridiplantae; Streptophyta; Magnoliopsida; Cucurbitales; Cucurbitaceae
Exons: 7
Coding region: 85-810 (241 amino acids)
Source: RefSeq, a predicted model, not a curated record
GAACGGAAUCUCCUUCUCCACAAACACCAUUCCUCCCUGACUGACUGAGAGAGGGAAAAAGGUCGUCCGAAUGUUCUAUCGUCAAUGGCGACAUCCACCACUCCUCCGCUAAUUAACUCGGAGCAAUUCAAAUCCUCCGCCUCCAUUCUUCGGCCUCUGCCGCUUAGAUUCACCGCUGCAAAUACUAAGAAUCACUGCCGAGUGAGGUGCGCACUGUCCACGAACAAUUGGCGGGAUAGUAGGCGACUGUUCUCCAUUUCUCUUGUCCUCUCAAAUUUGUUCCUGAUUCCUGACCAUGCUUCUGCUGGAAGCUUUCUGGACAAAUACGUGAAGAAGAAAAAGCUGGAUCCGCUUGAAGUUUAUGUUCCUGCCGUCAUAUUGACCAAGUUACAAAUCGAAGACGUCGGAAAAAUAUUGGAAAGUAGUAAACCAGAAUAUGCGACAUGCCGAUCUCUCUUGCGUUCUGGCCUUGCAUCAUCUCUUCGCGUAAAUAUUCGAGCAGUUGCACAAUAUGCAUCGGAGGAUGGAAAUGGAAACAUUGCAUUCGACAACGUUGACCGAUGUCUCAGGGCUCUGGAAGAACUUGAUUCUUCACUUUUACGUGCUACAAGAAAUGAUCGAGGAACCUCAAUUGAGUCCAUGAAGACCAACAUUGACAAUGCCGUUCUUGCUCUAGACCGGCUCCUUCAAACUGUUCCUCCUGAUGUGUUUGCAAAAGGGAAGGCCAUUGCUGACGCUUAUAUCUCUCCAGAAGAGGAGGAAACCGAAAUUGAAGACCCUCAACUGAAGCAGUUGGAAUCGAUUUUAUAACAUUUACUUCAUAUCCUCAAACUCAACACGGCCAAUCUUCUUUUAAUGUGAGUAUGCCUUACUGAAAUGAGAUGUGUUUAUAACAGAUAUAUAUAUAUAUAUAUAUAUACAUACAUACAUAUAUAUUUACGUAUAUUUCACACCGUUAUAA